GCAGAGCGCUGAGGACAGGACGCCCCAGAAUCAGGAGCCUCCCCUCAGGAGAUAGGACGCUACACCCACAGCGGCUGCCUCUUUUCUCCAGAAGUUUGGCAUACCAGGCUGGCACAAUGCGUGUGGUAGUGAUUGGAGCAGGUGUCAUUGGGCUGUCCACUGCGCUCUGCAUCCACGAGCGCUACCGCUCAGUCCUGCAGUCGCUGGACGUGAAGGUCUACGCAGACCGCUUCACCCCGCUCACCAACACCGACGUGGCUGCUGGCCUCUGGCAGCCCUACCUCUCUGACCCCAGCAACCCACAGGAGGUGCAUUGGAACCAGCAGACCUUUGACUAUCUCCUGGGCCACUUCCAUUCUCCCAAUGCUGCAAACAUGGGCCUGGCCCUGAUUUCAGGCUACAACCUCUUCCACGAAGCUGUUCCGGAUCCUUUCUGGAAGGACAUAGUUCUGGGAUUUCGGAAGCUGACCCCCAGAGAGCUGGAUGUGUUCCCUGAUUAUAGCUACGGCUGGUUCAACACAAGCCUUAUUCUGGAGGGGAGGAGAUAUCUGCAGUGGCUGACUGAAAGGUUAACAGAGAGGGGAGUGAAGCUCUUCCAGCGGAAGGUGGAGUCUUUUGAGGAGGUGGCGAGAGGAGGCGUCGACGUGAUUAUCAACUGCACUGGUGUGUGGGCGGGGGCACUACAACCAGACCCGCUGCUGCAACCAGGCCGGGGGCAGAUCAUUAAGGUGGACGCUCCUUGGGUGAAGCACUUCAUCCUUGCCCAUGACCCAGAUAGAGGCAUCUACAAGUCCCCGUACAUCAUCCCAGGGAUCCAGGCAGUGACUCUUGGAGGCAUCUUCCAGCUGGGAAACUGGAAUGAGGCAAACAAUAUUCAAGACCACAACAGCAUUUGGGAAGGCUGCUGCCGAUUGGAGCCCACACUGAAGGAUGCCAUGAUUGUUGCUGAGUGGACUGGCUUCCGGCCAGUACGCCCCCAGAUUCGGCUGGAAAGAGAACAGCUUCGCUUCGGAUCUUCAAACACAGAGGUCAUUCACAACUAUGGCCACGGAGGCUAUGGGCUCACCAUCCACUGGGGCUGUGCCCUGGAGGCAGCCAGGCUCUUUGGGAAGGUCCUCGAAGAGAGGAAGUUGCUCACAAUGCCACCGUCCCACCUCUGAAAGUGCCAGUGACCACCGCCCCCCACACAAGGACUUCCCACUUUCCUUGUCCAACUAACCAAUGUGCGCUUUUCUAAGCUGUCAUCUGCUCCCCACCCCGCCCCUCCCUGGCUCCUGUCCACAAGAAGCCCUAGGUGAGGGGAAUCACAAGGUCAAUUCCUGGAGCUCUUCAUGCAUCUGGGAUCGGUGAUACCUGUGUGCUGUGAAGAGGUCUAGACUGACCCAUGCCAUUAAUGUUCCUUCCUGUAUUGUUUCAUUUGAUGGGUUUUUCAAAUCUGCCAUGAUUUUGGUCGGCCCUAAGCUAAGUAGGGUGAGGGCCAAGAUCUAAGUUAAUGUUCUAAUAAUAAUAAUAAUAAUGAUAGCCCCUUAGUGAUGGUUUAACUUAUGAUUUUUCAAUUUUACAAUGUUGCAAAAGCAACACACAUGAUAAAUUAUAUGAGAUGUUCAACACUAUUAUAAAAUAGGCUUUGUGUUGGGUGAUUUUGCCCUUCUGUAGGCUAACGGAAGUAUUUGGAGCAUGUUUAAGGUAGGCGAAGUCUAGCUGUAAGGUUCAGUAGGCUAGAUGUAUUAAAUAUGUUUUUGGGUUAUGAUAUUUUCAACUUAUGCUGGCUUUAUCAGGACAAAACCCCCGAUAAGUCAAGGAGCAUCUGUAGUUAAUAAUAAUUAUUAUAACUAAAAUUUGUUGCAUUCUAACUGGUACCAGGCUCUGUGCUAAACUCUUGCACACAUUCCUCAUUUAAUCCUCACAACUCCUCUGCCCCCGUGAAAUAGCUAUUAUUCCCAUUUCAUAAGUGAGCAGACUGAGGCACAGAGAGGCACUAGGAGGUCAACAGUAGGAAAGGCAUAGAAUGGAGACUCAGGGCCAGAAAUGAUAGGAUUCCAGUGCCUCACUUUCAACCAUCACACAAAACUGAAUCCGGGGCGGGGGGGCGGGGGGGAUAUACAGUUCUAAAGCUAACCGUUGGACUAUUUUUCCAACUGUCUUCACAAACACAUUGAGAAGGAACUAAAUCCUUCCUCAUCAUAGCCAAGACUAGGAGACUCUCACCAGGCACAUGGGUGGGGUGGGGAGCACUUCCUGGGGCUGGGAGCAGAACUCGACAGUUAGGUUUUUUAAUGAAAAUUAUUCUUCUUCACCCAACCUAAAAUUCCCCAGGGAGAGCGACCCCUACCGGUCAAGGUUAGUUAUCAUCAGGACCAGUAUAGGCGGUCCUGAUGAUAACUAAUUGAUGACGAAAACAUCAAUGUGUGGUUGCCUCUGGUGCGCUGUCUACUGGGGACCUGGCCCACAACCCAGGCAUGUGUCUUGUCUGGGAAUUGAACUGACAACCCUUCGGUUCACAGGCUGGCAUUCAAUCCACUGAGCUACACCAGCCAGGGCUGGAGUAAGUUUUAAAAUCAGCAAGUGUGAGUCCUCCAACUUUGUCUUUUUCAAUAUAUGUAUUUUUU
Messenger RNA from Pteronotus mesoamericanus, 2609 nucleotides. RefSeq names its product D-amino acid oxidase (gene DAO). The transcript is spliced from 11 exons. Gene Ontology annotation, cellular component: cytoplasm. The record is from RefSeq and is a predicted model, not a curated record. Gene Ontology annotation, biological process: L-proline catabolic process; D-alanine catabolic process; D-serine catabolic process. Gene Ontology annotation, molecular function: D-amino-acid oxidase activity; FAD binding. Bases 117 to 1160 code for a protein of 347 amino acids. NCBI's taxonomy places the organism in Eukaryota, Metazoa, Chordata, Mammalia, Chiroptera, Mormoopidae.